GCUGCCAGGGGGAUGGAGAGCACGGGAGGGCCGUACCUGCACACGGCUGCGGUGACGUCCCCGGUGGGGGUAGCCCGUCUCCUGCAGAUGGUGUUUGGCUGCACUACAUUCAGCCUGGUUGCCCACCAGGGUGGGUUCAGUGCAGCCUAUGGUACCUUCUGCAUGUUUGUCUGGACUUUUUGCUUCGCCGUUACCGUCUUCAUCAUCGCCUGUGAGUUCACGCGCCUGCACAGCUGCCUGCACAUCUCCUGGGGAAACUUCACCGCAGCCUUCGCCAUGCUGGCCACGCUCAUGUCUGCCACCGCUGCCGUUAUCUACCCGCUCUACUUCGUGCAGCUCGGCUGCUACCCCAUCGGCUGUGAGGUGAGGGACUUCCGCAUCGCCGCCAGCGUCUUCGCGGGCCUCCUCUUCCUCGCCUACGCCAUGGAGGUGUUCUUGACCAGGGCCAAGCCAGGACAAGUCGCCAGCUACAUGGCCACGGUCUCCGGCCUCCUGAAAAUCGUGCAGGCCUUUGUGGCCUGCAUCAUCUUCGGGGCGCUGGUGAACGACAGCCAGUACAGCAAGUACGUGGCCACGCAGUGGUGCGUGGCUGUCUUCAGCUUCUGCUUUGUGGUGACAGUGGUGGUGGUGGCCUUCAGUGUCACGGGCAAGACUGCCACGCUGGGCUUUCCCUUUGAGCGCUCGGUGGUGGUUUAUACCUUCGUGGCCGUGCUGCUGUACGUGAGUGCCGCGGUCAUCUGGCCGGUGUUCUGCUUCGACAGAAAGUACGGCUCCCCGAGGCGCCCCGCGCUCUGCGCCAAGGGCCGCUGCCCCUGGGACAGCCAGCUGGUCAUCGCCAUCUUCACCUACGUCAACCUGUUGCUGUACGUCGUGGACCUGGCCUACUCCCAGCGCAUCCGCUUCGUCUCCCACCUGUAGCCAUCGGCUGCAGAGGAGCCACCAAGCGCCGCAACACAAGCGAUGAGGGACUCGGCAGGCAGAGCUGCGCUCGAGGGGGAAUCUGAGCCUGACUUGCACCUUGAGACUGGCCCAGCGAAGGAGCAACCUGCUGUGUGGGGAGGGCGUGGACCAUCGUGGAAAGCAACUCGCUUCCCCUGUCACUCUGUAUGGGCUUCAGCAUCUGCAACCCAGCGGAGAUGACGGGCUCAGUGUGCAGAAGAGCCCACCACCUCCCCAGCAUGGACGUGCUGACUGAGGGGACGGGCGUGCAAACCCAUGGACUGUGGAGCCAAAUGCUAAGGAAAGGCACAAGGGGUUGGGAAACUGCCAGCAACACU
Messenger RNA from Nothoprocta perdicaria, 1277 nucleotides. RefSeq names its product myeloid associated differentiation marker like 2 (gene MYADML2). The record is from RefSeq and is a predicted model, not a curated record. The transcript has a single exon. NCBI's taxonomy places the organism in Eukaryota, Metazoa, Chordata, Aves, Tinamiformes, Tinamidae. Gene Ontology annotation, cellular component: membrane. Bases 13 to 918 code for a protein of 301 amino acids.